Molecule: messenger RNA, 2179 nt
Organism: Brassicogethes aeneus
Lineage: Eukaryota; Metazoa; Arthropoda; Insecta; Coleoptera; Nitidulidae
Source: the annotation of a GenBank genome assembly
UACGUCUCUUAUACUCAUACUCAUACUCACUCAAUACGGAAACCGUAGUGCUGUUUAUAGAUUCCCGUACGGUAAUCUAUAAACAGCACUACGGUUCUCGUAUUGUUCAACUUUUGCGGGACGAGGGAAGGAAGGAAGGCAAUUUAUAAAUCAGGCUUAAGGCUUAUUAGCUACUCCUACUUUUGAAAUGACCAAAAAUACCUGCCCAAAAUGUUUCGUCCGAAACUACUCGUUAUUUAUCUAAUGAAAAAUAUACAAUCACACCGUAAAGACGAUUAUGGAAAAUAUUUUAUUCUUCUUUAGAUUUAUUGGCCAUUAGCGCUAUUUGGCCAGCACAUUAUAUUUUUAAAAAUUUGUUUACUGUUCAAGGGUCUCAUUUAGAGUUUGAUUAUGUCUUUCGUGUGUAUCGCUUGAUGAAAAACUGUCAGAUUUUAUCCGGUUUUUUUAAUUUCUUAAAAAUAACAAACAGCUUAUGUAAAAAAAUGUCUUCUCCGGCUCCAAAAUCUCCAGAACAAUCGGUGAAAAGUAAAAAAUAUGACCGACAAUUAAGAUUAUGGGGAGAUCAUGGGCAAAAGAAUUUGGAAAAUGCUAAAAUAUGCCUAAUUAAUGCAACAGCAUUGGGAACGGAAAUAUUAAAAAGCCUUGUUCUGCCUGGAAUUGGAUUAUUCACUAUUGUUGAUGGUGAAAAAAUUUGUGAAGAAGAUAUUGGAUCAAAUUUUUUCUUGGAAGUAGACACAUUAGGUUCAUCAAGGGCGCAAAUUGCAACACAAUGUUUGUUAGAAUUAAAUCCCGAUGUUAGAGGAGAUUAUAUAGAUGAAACUCCAGAGCAUGUAAUGUCACAUACUCAAGAUUUUUUUAAUAAUUUUACUGUGGUUAUAGCUACAGCGCUUUCAGAGAAAACUCUUAUACCUUUAUCAAAACUCUUAUGGGAAGCUAACAUACCAUUAAUAGUGUGUAGAAGUAUAGGAUUCUUGGGCUACAUAAGGCUACAAGUUAAAGAACACACAGUUAUUGAAUCUCAUCCUGACAGUGAAAAUCCAGAUUUACGGCUUGGACAACCUUGGGAUGCUCUUAAAGAACACCUUGAUCAAAUUGAUGUUCCAAAUUUAGAUAAAAAAACUAGAAGUCAUACACCUGCAUUAGUUAUACUGUAUUAUUUUUUAAAAAAGUAUAGGGAGGAACAUAAUGGUCUUCUACCAAAAACAAGAUUAGAAAAACUAGAAAUAAAGAAAAUGAUUGAGGAGAGUAUACCCUCAGAUGAGCAUGGCCUAAACCUACUGGAAGAAAACUACAAAGAAGCAAUUCAUUAUGUUAACACAGCAGUAACCCCCUUAAAAAUCCCCAGUAACAUCCAGGAAAUACUGGAAGACGAAUCCUGCGUUAACUUAACGCAAAAUAGCAACCCGUUUUGGAUUAUGUGCGCAGCUUUGAGAGAGCUUGUGCAAACUGAUGGUGCUCUGCCCCUAAGAGGCAGCUUGCCAGACAUGGCAUCUGACACAAAUAGCUAUGUGGCAUUGCAGCAGAUUUAUCAGAAGCAAGCACAAGUACAUGCAGAAAUUGUUUAUAGGAGGGCCGAUCAAAUUGCCAGGAAUUUGGGCUUGGGGCAAGAUGCUAUCAUAGAGAAUGAUGUAAAAUUGUUCUGCAAGCACGCAGCCGAGCUGCACGUGAUGAGGACCUCUUGCAUAGCGGACGAAUACGAGAAAACCAACGUCGAUCUUUCGUCCUACUUGGAGGAUUCGGACAGCCUAAUGUUCUACUACAUCAUGUUCCGCGGCCUGGAGCGAUUUAUAAGCGAGUUCAACGCGUAUCCCGGCCAGUUCGACGACCAAGUCGAACCGGACGUGCUGAAGCUGAAGGGCAUCCUCAGCAAGCUGCUGAACGAGUGGGGAUGCUCGCAUGCGCUGAGGGACGAGAGGGUGCACGAGGUUUGCAGGUACGGUGGCGCCGAGUUGCACUCAGUCUCGGCGGUACUGGGAGGAUGCGCGGCUCACGAAGUGAUCAAACUUAUCACGCAUCAGUAUAAGCCUCUGAACAACACUUUUAUUUGCGAUGUUAUUUCUUCGAACACGGCCACGUUCUGCCUUUAGGUUUUUUCUUGAUUUGUGUUUGCUUUAAUUUCGUACUAAUUUAAUUUUAUUUAAAUAAAUUUUAAUUACCAAAUAUUUGGUAUUUUUAAGUC